GCCCGGCCUACUGGCCUUGUUGUACCUGUUGCGUUACAAUUGAGCUAUUUUGAAGUUCGAAUUGUCUGUCGUAUUUGGUCUUAAAGUGGUGGGGAUGGAGGUGGCUUCUACAACGUCUUCUUUCAGUCCAUCCCACUGGCUGACCACCCGUACAGGGUCCGAGUAUUGCUGUGCGUUUCUAAGACUCGAUUUGCGUUUCUAGCUUCCACUUAUGGCUUCUCGUCCUACUUUCUUUCAAUAUUUAAAGGCUGUUUUUUGUCAACCUUGCCUGUUCCCCUCAGUAUCUUGCAUGUUGCGAUCAUAUUCCCUUCGUCUUUUUCUUCUCUAGGAGUGUGUGAGCGAGUUCAAUAACCUAUCCUCAUAGCUCAGUCCUCUUAGCUCUGGUACUGCUCCUGUUGCAAAUGUUUGUACUUUUUUCCUCUUGGUAAUUUCUCCCUUUAUCAUCUUCAUUACCUUACACUUGUUAGGAUUGAAUUCUAGGAACCAAUUGUUUGCUCAGUCAUGCAGUUAGUAAAUAUCAAACCAUACCUAAUUUAACCUAACUUAGCCUAACUUCAAACUAUGCAUUUCAUUUCGAAAACAGUGCAGAAACAUUUAGAAACAUGCCUAAACUUAUGAGGAAAGUGUCGUAUAGAUUUUAUACGGUUGUACAAGAUUGUGCUGACAUUGUGAGUCUAAUGGUGUACUGAUAGUGAUUGUUCAGGACAGUUUCCCCUCUGUGUACAGUGUCCUUGCCGUGUCACAGUGUACAGUGUAGCCAACGAAACACGUGUUAGGUGAACAGUGUAUAGCCACUACGGGGGUUACAGUGUCUCACAGUGUAGCCAACUCACCCUAGCUGCUUACUGCGGCAGACAGAGCGCGUGCGGUGGCUCUUUGGCGCGAUGCUGGGUGCUCUUUGCGGCAUGUGUACCCCGUGUGAGGCCCCUAUGCCCCUGGGGGCCCCCGUGCCCAGGUGCAGCCGCCACGGGUUCCCCCCCGCCGCCGACGGCUCAUUCCCCAUGGUGGUCACGGCAAGCGGUGACCUCAGCGUCUCCCUGUUGGAGGACGACCUUCGCGCUAGCGGCUACCCCUUCUACGAGGACGACCUGUGUGACGAGAGCAUGUACCCUCGCUACCUGGCGGAGACGGUGCCCCUCCGGAGGGCCCAGCCCGUCUACGUCACUCCCGACGGUGCCAUCCUCACUCCGGAUGGCAGCGUCGUCACCUCUGAUGGCACUUUGGUGCGUUCAGACGGGUGCCUGGUGACGUCUGAUGGCACAGUCGUCAUGGCGGACGAGCCCUCGGUCUGCUACGACUCCCAGACCUGCAACAACAACUAUCUGGAUCACUGCCCACUUGAUUAUGCUAUCAACGACCCUGAGUGCCACGA
Procambarus clarkii (red swamp crayfish) is the source of this 1372-nucleotide messenger RNA. NCBI's taxonomy places the organism in Eukaryota, Metazoa, Arthropoda, Malacostraca, Decapoda, Cambaridae. The record is from RefSeq and is a predicted model, not a curated record.